AUGUCCGUAACUUGCUCAGCUAUACGCCAAAUGGCUUGGCUACCAGCUGGAAACUCUGGUGACGAUGAAUCGACAGAAGAAGAUACCGGUGGUCGAGCUAAUAGUAGCGUAGACUCAUUGAUAGAGAUCGAUCGGGAUGAUGAUCCGGACUUCCGAAUCAGACAACGGUUAGAAGCAUCUCGGCAAGGAAUGCUACAGCUUGAGCUACUUCGGAACAAACAUCAAAAACUAAUGCAGGAAAUGCGAAUCUGUUUGCCACGUACUAUUCAAAACAAUCCGUCAAGAAGUUCAAGAGGUCAAAGUCCGGAAGAGCAACCUCGAGAAUCGCCGAUUGCAAAUUCACAUCAUGAAAUUAAGUUAAAUGAUUCUCGAUGUGAUAGCCCAGGAAGUUGUUGUGUAAGUCAUCGGUCGUCUGUUAGCAUGGAUUCGGGUUGUGUAUUAAUUUCUUCCGAUCUUAGUAGUGGAAAUUACAGUAGUCAACCGAUGCCUCCUAGUACUUACCGAAAGUUCUCUAUUGAUGACAAACGAAAAAGAAGUGAACGGAACCAGAAUGUUACAGAAAUUUCGACUGAUAAAAAUCCAAAGCUUAUGGCUAUGGCCAUAAAAAGUAUCACAGCUUUGCGCUGUGUUCGAGAAGAAUACCGUUCUCAAAAUUGUUCAGAGAUAAAAUCGUGCAAUACUCUCGAUAAAAAUAAUGUUAUUACAGUGGAUUCGCCAUCAAUUUCUCAAACAACUCCUCUGCUAAUCCCUCGAAAAUUUUCGGUUCUCUCAGGAAAAUCGAAAAUUGCUCAUACUGAUCAUAAAGGUCUUAAACCAGGAUGCAUCGAUGCAUCCAUCCGUUCCCAAAUACAUAGCUGGGAGAAGAAAUCACCGACAAAUUUACCUUCGAAUCAGUCAUCGAUGCUGCAUACAAAGCCAAUUACCUUAUCGCUAUCAUCGAAAAUACCAACUUCUCCUUAUAUGAGACUCAGAAAUCCGCAAAUUCAGAAGCCACUGAGUAAUUCUCGAAUAGAAUCCAAUUCAACCGAUAAUCAAUCUAUAUUUCACGCUAGCCGAAUAUUUGUGGAUGGAUCACCGCGUUUGAUGCAGUAUCCAAGAAAAUAUAUGAAUACCGACAGGCAUGAUUCUGAUGACGAGAACUCAAGCCUUUUACGUGCACAGCCGGCCAUUGUUCUUAGCAGGCAGCAAAGUUACGCACAGUCAAAUGAGAAUUCCCCACGUGAAUUACGAAAAAAUCACUGCAUCAAAAGUUAUGAUUCCUCUUCAAAUGUUACAUUGCUUGGCUACCAUCAAAAACUCAGCCGAUGUGAAAGCUCGCAAAGUUCAGAAACAACAAUGCCUGACCGGCCUCGUCGCCGUAAGAAGGAAAAAGACUGGAAGGAAUCUGAGGAUUUGUAG
Molecule: messenger RNA, 1398 nt
Organism: Thelazia callipaeda (thelaziosis nematode)
Lineage: Eukaryota; Metazoa; Nematoda; Chromadorea; Rhabditida; Thelaziidae
Source: the annotation of a GenBank genome assembly